AUGUCCAACAAGGAUGAGGACUCCAAGCUUACAGUACCCAAGUUCUCAUCGUUCAAGUCCAAACCUGAGAAGUCCGAACUGAAGGCACCCAAAUUCGCCUCUUUCAAACCCAAAGACAAAGAAAAGGCCACAACAGAAAGCUCCAGUCACAAAGAAACAGACCGAGAACGGGAACGAGAACGCGACUCACGAAGGAAAAGAAGCCAUCAUCAGUCAGACUCUUAUCGCGAUCAUCAUCACCACCAUUCAAAGAGGCAUCGCGCAGAAUCUCAUCACCGGCAUCGGGAACGCUCACGACGCUCUAGUCACCCAGAGAAACCUGAACACCGUGCGCUUACUAAAAUUUCACGCGACAGCAAUGAUGGUGCAUCGCGUCUGUACAUUAUCGACACCAAGGGCGACCCACUAAUCAUUCGAUAUGGAAGUCUUGACCGUUCGCAGGUCCCCGCUUACUAUCGUGAUGGAUAUGGAAAGGUUCUCGGUACGCGAGGUCGUCUUGUGAUUCAUCGCGAUGGACCAAGGGAUCAAUUCAGCCUACGGAUGCCAGGCGAAGGCUCAUAUGCUUUCAAGGACAAGGACGGUCUACGCUCAAAAGUCUGGCGCGUAAGGUCAACCCCGUUGAGAGUACGACUACAAGAUAGUUCUGCACGGGACGAAGACGACGACUUCUUAGCAGUGGGUUCGUCCAAAAAGCGCAAACAGGACGACGCCUCUGAAUCUUCAGACGACAAACAGCCAUCCUAUCGCUCGAUAGAGGGCAAAGCAAAGCCACGUCAAUACGAUGACAGCGACUUGGAGUCUGAAACCGACGCACCUGCGGAGCAUGUUGAUCUUGGCCAGAACAACCCCUUGAAAUGGAAAUCAAUCCAGCUCUCAAGGCGGGUGAAGGAUCAACCAGAUGAUAUAGAUUCAUGGCUGGAGUUGGCGAACCACCAGGACGCCCUUCUGAGAGCUGGAGAAGACGUUGACCAUAAGGCACUGGAGGCCGAGGUGCAUAGUUUCGCUGAGAUUAAACUUCAUAUGCUCGAAUCGGCCUUGUCCAAUGUUACGAAUCCCCAAGAUCGCAUUAGAGUGUUGAUUCCACUAAUGCGUGAAGGAGUCAAGGUGUGGAACAGUAAAGCAACGACUAAGAAGUGGAAUGACUUGCGUGAAGACGAAGACAGAAGCUUCACGCUCUGGAAGACACACCUCGAUUUUGACAUGUCAAACAUUUCUGCCUUUCACUUUGAUACCGUCAAACAAAUGCACCUCGACCGACUACACCACGCCAUAUCCCGGUCGCAACCGAGCCAGGACUCUGAAGGUUAUAUGGAAGCGAUCUACGUAUUCCUUAGACUCACGAGACUCAUGCAUGACUGUGGGUACAAGGAGCUUGCUGUUGCAGCAUGGCAAGCAUUCAUGGAACUCAACUUUUUCCGACCUUCUCAGUUGGAAGAACAAAGCGCGGCCCUUGAGUCUCUUCGUGACUUCUGGGAGAGUGAAGUUCCCAGAAUAGGAGAGCCUGAGGCCCAGGGUUGGGCAAAGUUUGUGGAAGAUGAUGGGAUGGGUGAUGCCCCUGAGCCGCUACCAGAUAAUAAGCUACCCGAGGACCAGUCACGAGAUGACUAUAAACACUGGGCGAGUUUGGAAAGCUCUCAGGCUGAGAAAGCAAGAGUCCCAGCAAGAACUAUGGAUGAGGGGACAGAAGAAGAUCCUUUUAGAGUUGUGAUGUUCUCUGACAUAGUGCCAUUGCUCUUUAUGGUCCCAAAACAGAUUUUACCAGUUGUGCAGGAGCAGUUGCUAGACGCUUUCUUGAUAUUCUUUGGGGCUCCUCCUGUCUUUCGUUCCAAUAGCUGGACAGAAGAGGCCUACCAUGAUCAAUUCCUGGCUCGACCUACUUUGAAGCUGCAGUUUAGUGCCCCUACACCACCGUCAGGGGACGAAGAUCCGACAGAAAUACAGAGAAAGCUUCCUGCUUUUAACCAGAAGCCUCUCUGCGUCUCUGAAUCGGCUGAAGUGCUCUUCUCGAAGCAAGACUGGUUUUCUUAUUUGCCGUCGAAAAGCAAAGAUAACGAUGUUGAGCUCGGUCUCUUGGCUAACGCAACAAAGCACUUAGUCCAUAAUGCCAACUUGGAGUAUUUAGCUGAGUACCAUCUUGCUUUAUGCGCAGUACAAGAUCGUUCCGCUGUCAAAAAGGCAGCCAAAGCUUUGUUGAAACGGUAUCCGACUAAUCUUGGCCUAUACAAGGUAUAUGCUCUUGCUGAGUAUGCAAAUGGUAACCGCGAAGUUGCUCAAAAGGUGGUUUCUUCAGCAACUGAGCUUGCGCCAAACUCUUCUGCAGCUGACUCCUUUAGUCUUUGGAGGACAUGGACUUGGAUGGAGCUUGAGGGGGGCAACCAAGACCUAGCUGUUCAAAGACUCUGCUCUGCUGUGGAUGAAGUCCUACGAAAAACAGCCGGAACCGUCGAUGUGUCUCCAACGCAUAUUCUCAAAGCCUACCAGAUCUUCACUUCUACCAUGAACGAUCUGAUCUCGGGAGCAAACAUCGACCAGGCUGCAGUUCUUGCCGAGUGCUUAAUCCUGCUGUCUUACUUGACCGCAGAGGGGUCUACAGAACCAAUGUCAGCGUCUCAAGGAAGCAUUUCGGCUGCCAUGGACACAGUUAAUAAGGUGUCACUCGAGUUGAAGUCUCGAAACUACCAUACAUCACAAGCUCACGAGCGUAUACUACAGUUUGCGUCGAUGUUACUGUACAUGCACGCAACCCGAGGGCCCUUCCGCCGUGUGUAUCUACUUGAGCAACUGAAACAUUUUCUGUUGUACUUCCCCAGAAACACCAUGUUCUUGUCUUUGUUCGAAUGGGCCGACUCCAGCCUUCGUAUUAUUGACGAGACAAGAACACUUCUACACGAAACUGUACUUACCCCAGCCCAAGAUUGCUUAAGCAGUCGCAUAUUUGCCAUUCAUCAUGAGACUGAACGAGGAAAUGUCAACACAACAAAAGCAGCUUUCGAGCAUGCAGUGUCAAGCGAUGCCUGCAAGUCAAAUACAGCUUUGUGGAUCAACUUCAUCAAGUUCUGCAGCUCUCAGAGAGAAUUACGACCGAAAGCCAAGGAUAUUCUGUUUAGGGCGUUGAGGCAUUGUCCGUGGUCCAAGGAUGUCAUGAUGGAGGCCUUCCUUACUCUGAACCGGGAUAUGGAUUCUUCAGAGCUGAAGGGCAUCUUUGACACUAUGGCGUCCAAGGGAUUGAGGUUACAUGUUGAUCUGGAGGAGUUUUUGGAUGAAAGAAGAGUUGAAAGGAGGGCAGAGAAGAACAGAAGGUGA
Messenger RNA from Fusarium pseudograminearum CS3096, 3303 nucleotides. RefSeq lists its product as uncharacterized. The record is from RefSeq and is a predicted model, not a curated record. Lineage: Eukaryota; Fungi; Ascomycota; Sordariomycetes; Hypocreales; Nectriaceae. Gene Ontology annotation, cellular component: catalytic step 2 spliceosome. The transcript is spliced from 3 exons. Gene Ontology annotation, biological process: negative regulation of RNA catabolic process; regulatory ncRNA-mediated post-transcriptional gene silencing. Gene Ontology annotation, molecular function: protein binding. Bases 1 to 3303 code for a protein of 1100 amino acids.